AUGUGCGAUAUUGAUGUAGUCGGAUGCCUGGAAUCGUAUAGUUUUGUUUAUCUAUUAUUCUGCGAAAACCUCGUUUCCCGGGAGCAUUGGGUUGAAGAACCAGCUCAUGUAGUUGGAAUUGAAAAGUAUGGGUUUGGUGAAAAACGUAGAGUAUAUGGUGUACAGAAUAGGGAUGGAGAUUGUCAGCCUGACGGUUGGCAGCAAUACGACGAUGAACAGCAACACGCUUCUUGGCAAGAACCUUGCGGGCGACCUUUCUUCUGGAGUAACCUUGGACGUGUCCUCCUCCGACAGCUCCUCCAGCAGCACCUGCUCCGUAUCCUCCGUGUCCGCCUCCUCCACGUCCUGGGCAUGGACACUCCUCCGUUGGCUCCUGGUUGUCCUGGGGCUCCUGGAAGACCGUCAAGUCCGGCUUGUCCUGGUGGUCCACGUGGUCCUGGUGGGCAAGUGUUGGAGCUUGGGGAGCAUUGGCAUCCACCGCCUCCGCCGCCACCACCUCCGUAUCCACCACCACCACCUCCUCCGUGUCCUCCUCCGUAUCCUCCGCCACCUCCGCCUCCUCCGUAUCCACCUCCACCGUGUCCACCUCCGUAUUGA
Caenorhabditis remanei is the source of this 597-nucleotide messenger RNA. RefSeq lists its product as uncharacterized. Lineage: Eukaryota; Metazoa; Nematoda; Chromadorea; Rhabditida; Rhabditidae. The transcript is spliced from 3 exons. Bases 1 to 597 code for a protein of 198 amino acids. The record is from RefSeq and is a predicted model, not a curated record.